GAUUUGAAAAGCUCUGGUCGCCCGCAUCGAUUGUUGCAUUGACCUCGAAAUGCCAAGUAGUACCAAGCUCUCGGGCGGCCAGUCGGUUGUCGCUGGCGUCUUUGCCGGCUGCGUCACCCGCUCGUGUACGUCGCCCAUGGACGUGCUCAAGAUCCGACUCCAAGCGACUGCAUCGACAAACAUGGCUCGUCCCUCGUUGCACCAGGCGAUUUCCACGCUGCGCGCCACGUGCCGAAAUAUCUACGCGACUACUGGCGUCGCGGGGCUCUGGCGGGGCAACCUCGCCGGCUGUCUUCGCCUCGGCCCCUACUGCGGCAUCAAAUUUUGUGUUUACGACGCGCUCCACGACGCCAAGCAUCCUCGGAGCGGCAUGGUCGACGGCGCGAUCGCUGGUAUGGCGGCCACCAUGGCCGUGUACCCCAUGGAGGUCGUCCGCACCCGGCUCAUCAUUUCGGCGCCAUCUCGCGGUAUAUGCGGCAGCCUCCGUGAACUCUACGUCCGCGAGGGCCUCCGUGGCUUGUACCGGGGUGGCCUCACCGGCGUUGUCGGUGCGAUUCCCUUUGAGGGCCUUCAGUUUGCCUGCUACGAGUUUGGCCGAGGGUACGCUGUCACCCACCGCUGGCCAGCAUGGCGAUGGACAUCCACCAAGACGGAGCUGAGCCCGAUCGAUAUCCUUGUCACGGGCAGUCUCUCCGGCAUCGUCGCGCAGCUCGCCGCAUACCCUUUUGAUACGAUCAAGAAGCGGCUACAAGCCCAAGACCUUGGAUCCUCGCGGCAGUACACGGGCCUUCUCGACUGCGCGCGCCGCGUCGUCGCCAACGAAGGCGUCGGCGCGCUCUAUCGCGGGUCGCUCCCGAACCUGCUGCGCAUUGGCCCGUACGCGGCCAUCAUGUUUGCCUCGUACGAAGCGGCCAAGUCGUACUUGGCCGCGGACCAUCGCCACCACCACCAAGUGUCCACUAGCUAG
Messenger RNA from Saprolegnia parasitica CBS 223.65, 967 nucleotides. RefSeq lists its product as hypothetical. Gene Ontology annotation, biological process: transmembrane transport. The transcript has a single exon. The record is from RefSeq and is a predicted model, not a curated record. Bases 50 to 967 code for a protein of 305 amino acids. NCBI's taxonomy places the organism in Eukaryota, Oomycota, Saprolegniomycetes, Saprolegniales, Saprolegniaceae.